UGCAUAACUUAUGUGUACAUGGAUUAUUCAACUUCUCUUUCAUAGCACGGUAUCGUCAUGCAACGAGCAGGACCGCUCCCUGGCUUGCGGUCAGUCCCUUCGGUGCCAUCCUUCUUCCUUUACAGACGACCUUCAAAUUUUGGCCUUCGAGCUUGUACCUCUGGCAAGAAUAUGCCGUCAAAGAGACAGAAAUUACAACACGGUGGCUCUGGCGUCGGUACAGCGGCAUCAUUGCCUCGCCAUCCGCAGUCGUCCGUAGGGGGCCCAGCGGCCGCCGAGGAGGAAGAGGGGAAGGCCGCUAGCACAAGCGCGACCACGAGCAGAGGAACCUUCCGCUUUUGGCAUGAAGAGCGGCGGUUUAAAGGCAACGGAGAGCGCUGCAUCGUCCAGCGGGCCCUCUUUGAGCAAGGUGGCGUCCGCAUCGGCGGUUACCCCAAAUCCUCUCCCAUUCCCGGCCCCUUGGGGUGGCAGCGCCCGGGCGACUGGGACUUCCUGUGGGCCCCCGCCCGGCUGGCCCUCAAGGCCGUGCCACACCUCAAACCCGGGCAGCUCGUAUCAGCGUGCCCCGGCCUCAUGAGCAUUACAAAGAAGCGGCGGCUGCCAGCCACGCUCAAGGAGGCCCUGGGUGCGGACCUGGCCUGGGAGAUUGUGCCCCGCUCCUUCAGCCUCCCGGAGGAGCUCCCGCAGCUCGCAGCGCACGUGGCAGCUGCGGCAGCCGCCCCUGCCGGUGCUGCGGAGGGUGCUGGUGCUGCGGAGGGUACGGCAGGUGCUGAUUCCAGUGGGGCAGCAGCAGCAGCAGGGACCCCCGGCGCCACGCCGUCGUCGUCCUCCUCGUUACCCACAGCAGCAGCAGCGGUGGAGUCAGGGCAGCAGCAGCAGCAGCAGGCAUCCUCGGGUGCGGGUAGCGGUCCGGGCGGUGACGUGUCUGGCACGGCAGCUGCAUCAGGGUUGGAUCAGCAGCAGGAGCAGGGCGAACCGCAGCAGCAGGAGCAGCGGCAGCAGCCCCAAGGGGCCGAGGGGGCUCUGCAGCAGUUGUGGAUCUUGAAGACGGCGCAGCACCUGGGGAAGGGGCUGAAGCUGGUACCCCUGGAGGCGGCGGUGGUGGAGGCGGCCCGGCCGAGGAGGAGACCCAGCCAGAAGCCCUACGUGCUAGCUCAGCGCUACGUGGACCGCCCGCUGCUUGUGGGCGGCCGCAAGUUUGGCAUCCGCGUGUGGGUGGCGGUCACGGGCUUCAACCCGCUGCGGGCCUACCUGCACGCGAAUGGACUGGUGCUGUUCAGCACGCACGGGUACGACAGCAGCAGCUGGCGUACGGAGGCGGGUGACGUGGCACUCGGCCACGUCACCAACUAUGCGCAGAAUAUGGACGGCACGGUUUGGAACCUGCGGCAGCUGGAGGAGCACAUGGGGGAGGAGGCGUACGGCAAGAUGUGGGGGCUGAUACGGCGGAACAGCGCGCUGGUGAUCGCGGCGGCGUUGAAACACAUCAAGGCGGACCAUGAGACCUUGAAGGCCUCAAGCGGCAUGACGUGCGAGGUUGUGGGUCUGGACUACCUGAUUGACACGGAGCUGCACCCCUGGCUGCUGGAGGUGAACGGAACGCCGUCGCUGCAGGUGGAGCACGAGGACCCCCACGUGGAGGAGCUCAUCCACGACCAAAAGUACGGCAUGGUGCAGGACCUGAUGACCCUGCUGGGCAUCCGCGGCUGCAGCCAACGCGGCUGCCGCUGUGUCUCGGAAGCUGCGCGAGCAGAUGCAGCCCACCACGGAUGCGGGCGUCCUGGCCCGAGUGGCUCUGGAGCUUAACAACCGGGGCGGGUUCGAGCCGUUGAUGCCGCUCAUGCCGUUGGAAGAGCAGCCGGGGCUGAGUGUCCCAUGGGACGAUCGGGACUUUGAGCUGCGGCGGUUGAUGGAGAGUGG
Messenger RNA from Astrephomene gubernaculifera, 1920 nucleotides. Lineage: Eukaryota; Viridiplantae; Chlorophyta; Chlorophyceae; Chlamydomonadales; Astrephomenaceae. The record is from the annotation of a GenBank genome assembly.